This is a messenger RNA of Arctia plantaginis, 1215 nucleotides long. The record is from the annotation of a GenBank genome assembly. NCBI's taxonomy places the organism in Eukaryota, Metazoa, Arthropoda, Insecta, Lepidoptera, Erebidae.
AUGGAAAUGGAAUUGCCCAUUAAAAAUUGCCAGCUACGGGUAUUGAAGACUUCUAUGGAAGCCAAUUUUCCUGUAACAUUAGAACAAUCUGUGAGGCGUCUUUGUGAAAAAGAAGGCUUCAUAAAAUAUAAGAUAGAUAAAAGGAGUGUAUCUACAGACGGUGGUAAUUAUUUAGGUAUUCUUUAUGAAAUCGAUGUUAAAGGCAGGACUAAGGAUGGAGAUAAAGAACUUCACCUCUUUGCAAAACACAUAAUUAAAGGUGACUCCCUAAAAAUACUCUCCGUGUCGAAUGUUUAUGCAACUGAAAUAUUUGCUUACAAAGAACUUUCCAAGAUAUUUACUGACCUUCAAGAAGAAGCGAAUGUGCCUUUAGAAGAAAGAUAUAAAAUGAUUAAAGUAUACGAGGAAAGUAAUCCCGAAGCAAUCAUAAUGGAAAACAUUGCUAAAAAAGGCUUUACUCAAUAUUACAGAAUGGAAGUACCGUCCCUGAAUUUCUUUGAAAUAUCUGUCAAACAACUUGCUAGAUUCCAUGGACUUUCAUUUAUUUUAAGAGAAAGGAGGCCGAUUUUCUUUUCAGAAAAAAUCAAAACUCUUAAAAAUCCUUUCAUCUUCGAUGCCAAUUGGAUAGAGAUGAUGACAAGUUUAAAAGAGGCCAGCCUCAAUCAUGUAGACGAAAAAUUCAAAGACAAACUUGAAGAAGCAUAUGAAAGUUUAUUGUACAAAUAUAGUCAAUACUGCGAUGACGAGAAUUUAAAUGUUUGUCUUCGCCACGGAGAUUAUCGACCUUGCAACAUUUUGAUCAAAAUACAUGACGGUGACAUACAAGAGUUAAUACCCGUGGAUUAUCAGCUGUUACACUACGGUUGUCCCGUUUUUGACUUCCUAUAUUUCAUCUUUGGUGGGACAGAUCGAGAAUUCCGCAACAAACAUUUGGUAUAUUUAAAAGACCUGUACUAUGAGACCCUAACCACAUUUUUACAAUACUUUGAUUUGGAUGUAGAAAAGGUAUAUUCGAGAGAAGAAUUCGAGAGGGUGUACAAAGAAAAGUUGGAUUUUGGUUUGAUGACAACGUUGAUACUUUUGCCUUUUGUAUUUGCGUCUGAAAACGAUGUACCUGAUUUCAGCCAAUCAGAAAUGCGGUUUCAUAUUGAUGAUAGAAUUAAGGAGCGAUUUCACGGUGUGAUUGAAGAAUACAUGGAUUGGGGUUUUUUGUAA